AUCCUAUCCGAGGGCAACGUGGUUCGGAUACAAAUCAUUGUUGUUUCUACUGCAACGUGUGGAAGUAUGUGUAUUGAUUCAAAUGACAUUAUUAUUUAAGAAUUAAUUAGUUUGAUUUUUGCGUAACAAAGGUAAGGAAGGAAUAAAUAGAAUUUAACGUUUAGGGAUAUUUAUUUUUCCGAAGGAUUUUAAAUGCGAUUAAUCACUUUUUCUGUGUAUCUAGAAAGAUAAAGGAAUUGGUUUAAUUUUUCAAGAAUAAAAUAUGCGUUAUCUCUUCCUACUCCUCUUCCGUCACAAGCCUCUUCUUCCUAGAAUAGUUAGAAUACCAUUAUUGCUGUUUAUAUAAGGACAAGGUUCAAGAGGAUGAACUAUCGAGUAUCGUCGACUCUUUCUUCGUAAAAACGGUCUACAGAGAAAAUCCAGGUAUGAGCACGGUACUUCAGAAAUCCGGGUUCCCAUUUCCAAAACCGAAAAUAAAUUGCGUUAAGAACGACAUCGGCAAUGACAGAGAAACUAUAAAAUGUAUAAAGGCAGGCACAGUACAGAACGAGGUGAAUUUUUAGUUUACGGGGAACACAUAGCGAAUAAAUUACGAAACAGUGGCAGAAGUCGGAAAGAAAUCGCCGUCGCGCAAAAUCUUAUCGAUCGCGUACGUUUUAAUUUAAUAAUGGAACAUACAUCGAAGAUAGUAAUAGACAUUCUGUUCCGCAACUUGGACAAUCGUCCGCGUUAAUGCCAUUGUUACCGUAAUUUAAAUAAUAGUAUGACAGUGUAACGAUAAUUCGAAUAAAAUAUGAAAAUUUAUACUGAUAUAAUAUUUUGUUAUCUUCUACAUUAUUUUGCAUUGCUUAUUAUUCGUUGCAUAUUAGAUAAACUUCCUCGGUUUGGUUUAUUUUACAGUUGCGCUACACGUUCCAGGUCAGUUUACUCAUUCAAAGCGUUAAUACAACGUGAAACUAAAAUCCGUGCAACGAAUCGAGAUAUCAGUUACAAACGAAAUAUUCACGUGCUCGAGCAUUAAAUACUAACCGUCGUUUAUCUCAUGAGCGCUUGUUCGUAUCAAGGACGACAUCCGUCAAUUCCCAAAAUCCGUAGCCAGUUCGUACGAAAAGUGAUCGAUUAUUAUUACGUUCAAUUGUUAAAGCGAGGAUAUCGGCUCUUAUGCGAGAAGAAGUAAAUCCUAAGACGAAAGGGAACUGCUCGAGCGAUCGCGUCUUUUUUUUCUCAGCAUAGUCGACAGGGGAACAAUAAGCUUCCAGUUGCAGCACUAAUUUCUUGAUACGAUCUCGACCAAUAUUUCGGAAACAUGAAGGGACGAAGAGAAUGGCGGACUGUGACAACUUUCCUUGUUCUGUUAGUAACAAAAGAAGCAAGCGUAGCGAAUGGCAAGAAUAUCACGUCCGGAGAUGAGAAAUUCUCAGAAAAUACAGGAAACAAGGAGAAACUGUCGGAUUUGGAAGGAUCGGAAACAGCCUACACCUUUGGUUACACGAACGGUUUUGAAAAUGCGUAUGAUUCAUUUCCUUAUUCUUCCCAAACGUAUUCCUCUAGUUUCCCACAGAGUAGCAUAUCGUUCGACAUUGGACGAAACACGACGUUCGAUAUUCAUCGAGAGAUCAGGUGCGGAGAUGCUUUCCCGCGCGUUUGUGAAAAAGCGAGAUAUCGAACGUACGACGGCUCUUGCAACAAUCUACGGAAUCCCACGUGGGGUAUGGCAAAUACGAGAUACGGCCGGCUAUUGCCACCACAUUACGGAGAUGGAAUACGAUCGCCCACGAAAUCAGUAACUGGAGCAGAAUUACCACUUUCUCGAUUGGUUAGCUAUACGUUAUUUCCCAAAGUCGAUAUCGAUGAUCCCGUAUGGACGCUGGCAGCGAUGCAAUGGGGACAAAUUAUUACUCACGACAUGGCUAUGAUCGACGGAACUACUCAAUCAAAACCGCACAUGACUCAAUGUUGUACCGAGGAUGGGCAAUUGGUAGACCCGUUGUUGCUUCACGGUCAAUGUUAUCCCAUAAUUAUACCUUACGAUGAUCCCACCUACAGCAAGGCCAAUAUAAGAUGUCUCAACUUCGUUCGUAGUACAACCGACCUUGACCGCGGUUGUGCAUCUCGAUACAAACCAGCAGAACAGUUAACCGUCGUAACGCAUUUCUUGGAUCUCUCUCUGGUUUAUGGACCCAAUGAUCAGCUGGCGGCUAGUUUGCGAGCCGGUGUCGGCGGCCGCAUGAACGUCGAGAUACGACGCAACAGAGAAUGGCCACCUAUGGCAACCAACAAGAGCCAGCUUUGCGAAACUACAGACCCUAUCGAAAUUUGCUAUCAGACCGGAGACGUGCGAGUUAAUCAGAAUCCCCAGCUGACUAUUUUGCAAGUAAUACUGCUCAGGGAGCAUAAUCGCGUCGCUGAUGCUUUAGCUCGUUUAAAUCCACAUUGGACGGAUGAGACGAUAUUCCAAGAGGCGCGGCGUAUUCUAAUUGCAGAACAUCAACACAUUUCCUAUUACGAAUGGUUGCCAGUAUUUUUAGGCAUUCAGACCACCUAUGGUAAUAAGAUUUUGUACAACACCAAGGGCUAUGUAAACGACUAUGAUAAAAACGUAAAUCCAAGUGUUCUGAACGAACAUUCGAACGCAGCGUUUAGAUAUUUUCAUACUCUUAUCGCCGGCUACCUCAACUUGGUGAACGAGCACCGAUUUUCAAACGGUGCCUUGAGGCUGAGCGAUCACUUCAAUAGACCAGGAAUUAUCGAGGAAUGCAACAAUAUGGACGAUUUGACAAGAGGCAUGUCUUAUCAGCCAGAAAAAGCCAGCGAUCAAUUCUUUGACGCGGAGAUCACGGAAUUCUUAUUCAGAAACGACAGACCACUGGGAUCUGACCUUCGCGCAACAGAUAUUCAGAGGGAUCGCGAUCACGGCAUCGCGUCAUACAACAGCUACCGCGAAUACUGCGGUCUACCCAGAGCGAAAUACUUUACUGACUUCACAGAUUAUAUAUCUCCCUCGAACGUGGCGAAGUUAUCUGAAUUGUAUCCCAGUCCUGAUGACGUCGAACUGACUGUCGGAGGAUCAUUGGAAGAACAUGUGCCGGGUACACUUUCCGGUCCUACGUUCUUGUGCAUUCUUGCCAAACAAUUCUAUAAAACACGGGUGGGUGAUCGUUAUUGGUACGAAAGAGGUGACCACCAAUCAGCGUUCACUAUAGAGCAAUUGAACGAGAUUCGAAAGGCCAGUAUAUCAAGAUUAUUCUGUGAUAACGGCGAUCACAUCACAAGUAUGCAACUAAGAGGCUUCCAGCAAGUAUCUGCAGCUAAUCCUAUCAUGAUUUGCGACAACAUUCCGUCGGUAGAUCUUUCGCUGUGGAAGGAUUACGCCCCGGAACUGGCAAAUCAAAAAUACACCAUACCCCCAUUUUAAAAAAAUAGGAAUGAUUAACAGUCUCCACGGAAUAAUUUUCGUAUUACCAAAUAUCAAUUCGUUAAACACAAUUGAAACACAUACACCUGAAGUAUUGUUGAUAGUUAACGUAAAAUUGUAAAAGUUUAUGUAAUUAUACAAGUUGUGCCUUACGUCCUAUUAAUAAAAUGCAUUACUUUUUUUAAUUUA
Molecule: messenger RNA, 3604 nt
Organism: Bombus pyrosoma
Lineage: Eukaryota; Metazoa; Arthropoda; Insecta; Hymenoptera; Apidae
Product: peroxidase-like
Exons: 15
Coding region: 1307-3415 (702 amino acids)
Biological process (GO): response to oxidative stress
Molecular function (GO): heme binding; peroxidase activity
Source: RefSeq, a predicted model, not a curated record